GCGCCAAUAACUGGUUCUCUCUCAAAACAUCUGUCCCUUUACAUUAAAAUCUGAGUAAAGCUGUUUUCACAUUUAUCUUUUAUUUAUAUGUAUAUACUUACACAUGUAUAUAUUUGUACAUACUGUACAUGUGAUAUUAAUAAUAUGGCCGGCGACUGUAUAUGUACCUCAUACCACUGGGCUUAAUUCGAAUAUGAUUUCUCCUUACCUAUAAUUUAUGUAUGUAUAUAUUUAUGGUAAUCAUAUGCCUAAUCGCACCGCUAAGCGAACCGCUCGUGAGAUUGAACGGUAGUUGGGAAUCAGCUCAGAUGUAAAUUCAAACGUGAGCGUUAUCUGGUCAGUUGCAAUAGUGACAGCGUCCGAGAAAGCGGUGGUUGUGCAAGCUUUUAGCGCGACGUAAAUCUGUAAAUAUUAUAAUCCACGUCUGAAAAUACAUAUAAACAAAGCGAUAGUGAGUGUCUCGAUAGUCAAAUCAAAAAUGGUUGGACAGCAACUGAAUAAGAAAUUGGAUGAAUUGGAACAAUGGUUCAAAGAAAAUCCAAAAUUACCGGAACAAAUCGGUAUGUGUGUCAAAUCAACACGAAUGAAAUGUAGAAAUAAAGCAAUGAAGCAGUUGAAAAACGUUAUAAAAAUUAUAAGAUAUGUAAAAACCAAUAUUGCGCCUAUAUUAAAAGAAAUUAUCAAAAAAAAAAUUAUGAUUUUAAAUAAUUUUAAUAAAAUAUAUAUAUGUAAAGCAGGUCGUAAGAUAUAGGCAUUUUGAGUGAUCCAAGAAAAUAAUAUUAAAGCAAGGUGUUAGACAUAUCAUGAAAACCCCGAUUUUUUACAUCGGGAUAUAGCAAUACCGAAACGUGGAAAGAAAUUAGUUAAAUUUUACUUAUAUUAUACUUCUGAUAUUGAAAGGAAAAGGCUGUAUUACAAAUCAAUGAUAAACGAUGGCAAAACUAUUUGAAUUUGCUGCGACUUGCUACCCCUCUGCGAUUUUUUCCUCCCCUUAAGACUCUUGGAGAAUGCUCACUGGAAAAUAAUUAAGUGAAAAUAAAGAGAUAAUCGCCGAUACGGAGGACUGUUUUGAAGCAAAACACAAAUCGUACCUCAGAAAUGGUAUCGAAAACUUGAUUGAUAGCAACCAUUAAAUAACAGAAUUGAAUUUUGAUAAAAAAAAACUAACCUUUCAAACUAUCUCGUAUGUACUUAUGUAUAUGGAAACCGCAAAACUUAAUCAAAUGGUGAAAUAAUGAUAUACUCGUAAUACAAUAUAUAUCAAUGGACAGGCAUGUGUUUGUAUGUAAGGAAACAAUCUUAUAUCGGGUGUUUUUUUUAGAGGUAUAAUACUUUAAAUUGCAAUAAAACAACGAUGGAUUAUUCGAUUGGCAUAAAUUUUAUUUAUCCGAAAGCUAAUCUUGUGGCAUUACAUUUUAAGUAUGAUUUCUGGCAUAUGACCGCCACGGCUGGCUCGGAUGUAGUCCAAUCUGGACCUCCAAUUUUCGAUGACUUUUUCCAACAUUUGUGGCCGUAUAUCGGCAAUAACACGGCCAAUGUUGUCUUCCAAAUGGUUAAGCUUUUGUGACUUAUGCGCAUAGAUCAAUGACUUUACAAAACCCCACAUAAAGUAGUCUAGCGGUGUUAAAUCACAAGAUCUUGGAGGCCAAUUCACAGGUCCAAAACGUGAUAUUAGGCGGUCACUAAACGUGUCUUUCAAUAAAUCGAUUGUGGCACGAGCUGUGUGCCAUGUUGCGCCGUCUUGUUGGAACCACAGCUCCUGGACAUUAUGGUUGUUCAAUUCAGGAAUGCAAAAGUUAGUAAUCAUGGCACUAUACCGAUCACGAUUGACUGUAACGUUCUGGCCAUGUGUUUGUCUCUUUGUAUAAUCGAGAGAUUUUUUUACCAAUUAUUAGAUGAAUCGCACGAAUCGCAUUCUUUUACGGCGCUUUCUUAAAUGCAUGUACAAUGAUGUGAAGGAAACCAAAAAAAUUAUUGAAUUAAAUUUCUCAAUACGAAAUAGGAACCCACAUAUAUUUCUUCACCGUGAUCCCGCCGAUGAAGCUGUCAAAGCCAUACAAGAUGUGGUAGAAAUGAUACCACUACCGGGACUAACACCAGAAGGUUAUAAGCUAUUAUUAUUUAGGCUAUCAGAUACAGAUCCCAAAAAGUUGAAUAGCAUCAUAGAGUGCAAAGCCUUUUUUAUGUUAGCCGACUGUCGUUACUCCGAUCUCGAUAUUGAGGAACCACAAACACAAAAGACAGAGAAAUCGAAUGAAGAUCCUCAGACGGAGAAAACAGGUGAAAUCGAAGAUGACUCGCUGCAAGAUGAUUCAAUAUCUAAUGGUGAAGUACAGAUAUGUGACAUAGGUGAUUACACUUUAUCGCACAUGGCCCGCAUUUCCUUUACGACAUUGCGUAUGUAUAUGAAUUUUCUUCAAGAGGCGCAUCCAGUACGUUUGCGCGCAAUGCAUAUCAUCAAUUGCCCGCCAUUUUUAAACAAAAUGCUGUCUAUUGUUAAGCCUUUCAUACACGAGGAUGUCUUUAAAAUGAUACAUUUUCACACUGAAGGCAUGGAUAGUUUGUAUGAAAAAGUACCGCGUCAUAUGUUACCGAACGAAUAUGGCGGUAACGCUGGUGUUAUACCGGAUCUAAAGAAAAUAUGGACAGAUAAAUUAAAAGUUAAAAGGGAUUACCUGAUGGAUGAAAGGCAUUGGAAAAUGGAUCCAUCACAGAAUUCGCGACGUUGGUAUUUUUUUUGAAAAUUCUCACAUCCACAAGAUAUUUAAAAAAUCAUUAUUACCUAAAACAGUUUGAAGAACUGUUUAUAGCAAUUUGAUGUUUUUAAAAUGGAAAAGCUUAGAUAAAUGGAUAAAUGUAUAUAGGUGUAUGCAGAGUAAAUUGUAUUAAGAAUUUUGUUACUGUUGUAUGUACAAAUAUAAUUUAUAUAUGCAUAAAAAUUACUUAUCACGUUUUGUCGAAGGUAAACUCCUAAUCUACUGAAUCGAUUUUAUUAAAAUUUAUCACGUUGUGUCCAGUUUGAUCCAACUUAAAAGAUAUGCUUGUUUAAUAUUAUGUUAAAAGUAAAAGCAAUUCAUAAAUAAAAAUAAUUUAUUUCUAAAUAGAA
Molecule: messenger RNA, 3106 nt
Organism: Bactrocera oleae (olive fruit fly)
Lineage: Eukaryota; Metazoa; Arthropoda; Insecta; Diptera; Tephritidae
Product: alpha-tocopherol transfer protein
Cellular component (GO): membrane
Molecular function (GO): phosphatidylinositol bisphosphate binding
Source: RefSeq, a predicted model, not a curated record